This is a messenger RNA of Dreissena polymorpha, 1751 nucleotides long. RefSeq names its product dynactin subunit 2-like. The transcript has 12 exons. The record is from RefSeq and is a predicted model, not a curated record. Bases 62 to 1282 code for a protein of 406 amino acids. Gene Ontology annotation, cellular component: dynactin complex; cytoplasm; centrosome. Gene Ontology annotation, biological process: mitotic spindle organization. NCBI's taxonomy places the organism in Eukaryota, Metazoa, Mollusca, Bivalvia, Myida, Dreissenidae.
CAUAGGUAGAUGAUAACGAUGAAAAAGUUGUCGCAAAUUAAACUACUGUACCACAUAAAUUAUGGCAGACCCAAAAUACGCCAAGUUGCCAGGCAUUGAUUUGAAUUCUCCAGAUGUCUAUGAAACCAGUGAUCUGCCAGAGUCGGAGCAAAAUAUUCCUACAGUUGAACAGGAGGAGCCAAAUGAGGACAUUGAGAAAGUUGUACUGGACUCGGAUGCAGCGUUCAAAAAGUUUAAAGGAAAGGGUGUUGAUGGAAAAGAUAUAGAUUUUUCUGACAAAAUCAGUGCUGGAAGGCGAACAGGCUAUGAUGCGGCUGUUGAGUAUGAACUGGGGGAUGAGGGUACAGGCAAGAUUGAGACUCCCCAGCAGAAGUUCCAGCGUCUUCAGCAUGAAAUCAGGGAGCUUACAGAGGAGGUGAACAAGAUCAAGGAGAAUGUGAAGUCAGAGGCUGGAGAUGAUAAGCUGUCGCCCGUAGCGAUGGGAAAGCAGCUCGGUUACCUGCAGCACCAGCUCACAGAUCUACACCUGGAGAAAGUGCUGGGACCGGACGUCUCUGUGGACCUGUCCGACCCACAGGGGGCACUCCAGAAGCGUCUAUUGACUCAGUUGGAGUCAUUCAAGCCUGGACAGAAGACAAAGGGCGGAGCUAAAGAGGGCGUGACCUCUGGAGAUCAUGUGACAUAUGAACUCUUCUAUAGGCCUGAACAGGCACAUUUCAGUAGGAAUGCCAAGCUGGCGAGUCUGGAGGAGCGUAUGGAGAGACUAGAGGCAGCUCUGGGCAACACAAGUCAGGACAAGCUGGGUCUGCUGACCUCUGAUACGGAUAACAAGAGCCUGGUGGGUGCAGUGGCAGUGGUGAAUUCCAAGCUGUCUCUACUGGAGCCGACCAACAUUGAGCAGGUGGAAGUGCGCUUGCACAGUGUGCUGCAGAAGCUCGAUAAAAUAGCCGAGAAAAAGACUGCUCAGGAGAGUGGGGAAACACAAAGUAAAGUAAGACAGAUUUCUGAAUUAUAUACUGUAGUGAAGAAAUGGGAGGCAACUGCGGAUGUGUUACCUAAGGUUGUAGAUAGGUUGUCUGCCUUGAAGGACCUUCAUGAACAAGUGCUACAGUUUAGUCAGGAUCUGGCAUACCUGGACACAACACAACAGGAGAUCCAGUCUAGUCUGAAAUCACACGGGGAUAUGUUCAAAAAGUUGGAGGCAGUUCUCAAUGAAAACCUAUCAACCAUCAAGAAUAACUGUGCAAGUGUGGAGUCAAGAGUAGCGGCCCUUAGUAAAUAAUUAAUAAACAAGACAUCAAUAUGAGCCUUUGCUAUGGAAAAAAGGGGUUUCUGCAUGUAGGUAAAGUGUUGUCCCAGAUUAUCCUGUGUCACUUUCCGCCUAAAGUGUAUUUCUUUUAAAUACAAAAUACCAUCAAAGCAAAAAGUGUUGUCCCUUACACAAAACACUGUUAGGUUAUGUCCAUAUAACACAGAAAGUGUUGCCCCUGAUUAGCCUCUGCGGACUUCCCUUAGGACCUCUAUAAAAUGGCUUGGUAGAGGUUGUGAGCUUAUAUGCACACCCAAACCCAACUCAUGUUUUCUGAGACUUGAUGCAAGGUCUAAUAGUCAUCUUGAAAUCUUGUAUGAAUGUUAUUUAUUUGACACCUUAAUGGUACUGCAUUCCAUGACCCUUAGGCAUCCACUAUUUCAAGUUUUUAAAUGGAAACUUUUGUAACAAUUUAACAGAUAAACUGUUUCGUAUAUGAUAC